AUGAACGUGCAAGUGAUGUGGGAAGAUAUUUCCCCCGAAGAAAUCACCGCGGAAUCCGGAUGGAAGAUCGCAGGAGAGCGCCAGUCGAGACCCCGCCACCGCGCGACGGACUCGGCACCCGUAGUCGACGCAAGACCGAACAGGCCCGGCACCGACCGGAAAGCUACGAAACUCAAGAACGUCAAGGGACAAAUCAUCAAGGCAGGCCGCAUGCCCCUGCUACCGAAGGAAGAAACCAAGAUUGUGGUGCGGCCGCAGGGCGGCCUCGACAUCGCCAGAGUCGGCGCCCCGACGGUCACAGCCGCCAUCUUCGCUGCCGCCGGAAUAACGGGUGAGGACAGCAUGGAAGACACGGUAUGCCCGAACCCCGAGCAGAACAUCGUUGUCAUCAGUACAUCGAAGCGAGCGAAUGCGGACCGCUACACCAAGAUAAGGCAGAUAUACAUCCAAGGCAAGCAGCACGAAGUCAACGCUAAUGAGACGGCACCUCAUAACACUAACAAGGGAGUGAUCCGCAGUAUCCCCGUCGAGGAGGGACCCCGAGAGUUGGACGAGAAGAUUGUCAAUCCGAGAAAUCCACUAGCCCUGGCGGCCAAGUGCAUCGGCAACACGACCACGGUGAUCGUCGCGUUCGACGGACUCAAGGUGCCCAACUACGUUAGGUACGGCGCAACGCUUGCACCCUGCUCACUGUACCGUAAGCAAAUUGACGUCUGCUACCAGUGCGGUCGCCUCGGCCACCGAAAGGACGUCUGUCCAAACCCCACCAACCGCAUCUGCCUGGGCUGUGGCCUCUCUAUCCCGGAACCGGACCACCAGUGUACCCCCAAGUGCAGCCUGUGCGGCGGAGCUCACCUGACCGCCGACAAGGUUUGCCGAGCGAGAUACAAGACCCCGUACGUGGUGCGCAAGAGACAAUGGGAACGCCACAAAGCCAACGGCCAGCUGUCGCAGCAAGACUUCCCGCCCCUCCGCCAGGGUUCGGCCAAAUCCCGGUCGCCCUCACGUGACCGGUCCCUUUCCCACAGCGGGAGUAGGAAGCACAGCAGCGCUGCCUCGCGGUCGGGCUCCAAGACAUCGCCUCCCGAAGACAAGGUGCGCUGGGCGAACACCGUCUGGGGCGCCGCACGGGGGACCGGUAGGGCACCUAAAGCCCCAGAGCAAACUCAGGCUAUUGAUCACGGCGUCGUAGAAGCGCUGAGGAAAGAGAACGCGGUUAUGCCCGAACUGGUACAAAAGUUAAUGCAGGAAAUGCGCGAGCUCCGACGCGAACGCGCCGCGGCGGACCAACCGAAACAGAACGAACAGCCCCCGGCACCUGCCAACGCACCAAUCGCGGACGCACCGGCCCCGAAGAAACGGGCCAUAGAGCCACAACAGGAGGGAGGCCCAGAGGGCCAGGUACAGGCGGAGUUUAGGGACAUCAAGAGCAUGCUCUGCAGCAUGCAGAGCUCCAUCGAAGCCCUACGCGCAACGGUUGCCGAACUAGCAAGCAGGACAACCUACCUGGAGAGAAACGUGCAGAUGACCAUGAGCCGCCCUGUUUUCGCGCAAAACAGACAAGCACCUCUGAACAACAGCCAGGGACCGAGCCGCCACCAAGGGCAGCCGGACAACUUCUCACCCGAAUCAACAUGGCCAGCGGUAAUUCAGGGAUAA
Molecule: messenger RNA, 1659 nt
Organism: Ixodes scapularis (black-legged tick)
Lineage: Eukaryota; Metazoa; Arthropoda; Arachnida; Ixodida; Ixodidae
Exons: 1
Coding region: 1-1659 (552 amino acids)
Molecular function (GO): zinc ion binding; nucleic acid binding
Source: RefSeq, a predicted model, not a curated record